CUUCCGACGCCUGAACCUGCGGUGUGCUUCUCGAGGUUGGCGUGUACGUGCCAGACGUCAGAUGAGGGUGGCCGAGGGACACUUCCUCGCGCCGACUGCACGCCAACGAGGCAUUCACUCUCGGGAGCUUGAGAAGAAAGGUGUUUAAAGCUAAACGGUGAUAAAACAUGGCGUUGCGAGGAACACUGGCCAGACUGCCUCCUCUGAGGUCUUCACUUGUGACCACAAGUCCAAGAAUCGUGGCGGUUCCUGCCAGGCAUACCCACAGCACGGAAGACAGGCUCCAGGUAGCCCCUGCUGCUGGGGCGGCUGUGUGUAGCAGCGCCAUUCCUGUUGGAAAAUUGGGACUGAGAGAUCACCAUAUCAACAGACUGGAGAAGUAUUUGCUGGUUUGGGGAGGGAAGUACAACAGCAUCGCAGAUGUCCCUGACUUGGUGAGCCAAGACACCCUGGAACGCGCUCGUAACAAGGCAAGAAUCAAGAUCAACAUCUGGAUGGGUGUCGCCACCCUGCUCGGCUGCGUGUACAUGAUCUGGUCGGGCAAGAAGGCUCACCGGGAGGGCCAGUCUCUCCUGGUCAUGAACGCGGAGUGGCACAGGAGGGUGAACGAGGAGGCGAGGCUGGCCAAGGCGAGAAAGGAUUGUCUGGGGGACAUGGCAGAGCUGUAGGGAGGGAAUUUCUACGUACUGAGUGACGCCGGUGUGUUUUUAGCUGGAGGGAUUGUUAAACCUAUUUCCCUUUUUGUGUUUCUUGAAAGGCUAAGUGAAGGAGUGGAGGAUAUGGCUCCGGUGUCAGGGAGAGGCAGAAAGGAAAAGAAACAGCGUGUUUUCGUGGUACGUUCUUCAGAUAACACUUUUCAGUGAUGGGGAAAGGUGUUUAUUUCUUGAACCGUCUGAGAUUUUAUAGAUAGCAUUUGAACCAUGCUUCGCAUCAUAUGACAUAACCAAUGGCAAAACUAGGUUUGUACAUAGUUUAAUGAGGGUUUUUUAUGAUAACUGGAUAUUGACUGGAACAAUGUCUGUAGAGAAUGUCCACAGUCAAGGUACCACUAACCUCGUUACAACAGUGACAUUCCAUACCAAUCCCCCGCGAGAUGUACUGUGAUGAACAGGCCAUUCUAGAAGGCAGAGGUCAUGCUUUUCGGUGCAGGAAAGUGUGAGGGCUUAUAAUUGGACUCCAGAUAGGCUAUGUGUGCCCAUGUCUGCCCCUCAAUCGCCCAUUUACUGCAACCCAUUCACUUCCGAACGGCUGCUCUAGAUGUUGGUUCUCACACUUCAGUCCAUGGUGGGAAUCUUCGCAUUAGUGGCGGACUGCAGCUUAGACGCAGGGAAAGUGUGCAGUCGUCUGUUGAUUAUCGCUUGCAAAUGGGUUCUUUCUAGAUGACACUUGUUUAGCAUCUCAGUCUUUCUGACUCCCAGCUGGAUCCAUCUUCCUCCUCCAUUGUCUUUGAGAAAUUAACAAUCUGUUAUGUACUAUUUUAUUUAAACAGCAGUGAAGGCAUUAAUGUGUGUAUGCCCCUAUCAACAGGCUGUGAAAGAGCAGUUUUUUGGAAAUUGUUACCCAAAAAAGAAGAGAAAAAACAUAAUAUCUGUACAAGAUUUGACAUUGAGCGUGACUGAUACAAGUUCGUGAUAUUUCAUUUCACUUCUUAAACCAUUAUUUCUUUGUUCGUGAAUCAGUGGUUUUCCUGCGCUGGGCAGUCUUCCGCACAAUUAGCAAAAUAGUGUACACAGAAAUUACACAGAAGGUAUUUUUCUUAGUACUGCCCAGCUAUUUUGUACAGAACAUACCUUAUGGGUAUAAUAAAAGUGAUAAUAUUUUGCUGUCCAAAAGUUAAGGAACAAUAAAUACAAGGGUAUAGUUAUAGCAUUUAUGUACUUUUUAUGAUUUUAAUUCAGUAUCAGUGAUUCUUGGAAAAUAUUGGGAUAAUAUUUCACCCAAUGUAAGAGAAGCCAGUUUGAAAAUAUACAGCUUUUUAGUAGAUACUAGACAGGCUUUUCCAUGUUAUAACUUAAUAUGUGAGCUUUAAUUUACAAUAUAUAUUUUUUUAUAUUGUAGAUUUACAUUAUAACAUGUAUCACCUUAGGGUGUAUCUGAUGACAAUAAUCCAUAGUCAAUUUAUAAGUAUAAUAAACAUUCUUUUUAACAUGUGUUUUGAUCAAGAUAUUCAUUUUUACUGGAAUAUGUUUACGUGAUGACUACAAAUAUAUCUGUAAGUGAGACUUUA
Molecule: messenger RNA, 2227 nt
Organism: Penaeus monodon (black tiger shrimp)
Lineage: Eukaryota; Metazoa; Arthropoda; Malacostraca; Decapoda; Penaeidae
Product: UPF0389 protein CG9231-like
Exons: 3
Coding region: 168-668 (166 amino acids)
Source: RefSeq, a predicted model, not a curated record